UUUUACUUACCGUUGCCAACAUAACACUUUGACAUUUCGUUCUUUUGUUGUGAAGGUUAAAACGUGUAAACAGUCCCAAAAGUAAAACAAUGGCUAAAGAAGAAGAAGACGACAAAUUACCAGAUCAAGACGCUGCAAAAGAGUUUUACGCCAAAUACGAACCCAAGGAAAUUCUUGGAAGAGGAAUAAGUUCAACCGUUCGCCGAUGCAUUGAAAAAGAGACUGGUAAAGCCUUCGCCGCAAAAAUCAUUGAUUUAAGCAACGAUAACGGUGAAGGCAUCUCUGCUAAAGAGGCAACGAGACAGGAAGUCGCCAUUUUGCGUCACGUGGCCGGACAUGCAUACAUAAUUGAAUUACAGGACGUUUUUGAAUCACCCACAUUUAUUUUUUUGGUUUUUGAAUUGUGCAAAAACGGAGAAUUGUUCGAUUAUUUGACUUCAGUGGUGACUUUAUCAGAGAAAAAAACAAGAUAUAUAAUGAAACAAGUGUUGGAAGGAGUGGCACAUAUACAUGCCAGGAAUAUAGUUCAUAGAGACCUCAAACCGGAAAAUAUCCUUCUCGACGAUAAUCUUAAUGUGAAAAUUACUGAUUUUGGUUUUGCGAAAAAAUUAGCCGAAGGAGAAUUGGUUCACGAAUUGUGCGGGACUCCGGGGUAUUUAGCACCGGAAACUUUGAAAUGUAGUAUGUUUGAGGAUGCUCCGGGGUAUUCAUACGAAGUUGAUGUGUGGGCCUGUGGUGUUAUUAUGUACACACUAUUAGUGGGUUGUCCACCGUUUUGGCACCGUAAACAAAUGAUCAUGUUACGAAAUAUAAUGGAGGGGAAAUACUCAUUUUCGUCACCAGAAUGGGCCGAUAUUUCAGAGGAACCAAAGGAUUUGAUACGGCGUUUAUUGGUUGUUGACCCCAAACAACGCAUUUCAAUUGACGACGCUUUAAGGCAUCCCUUCUUCCAAACAAUGCAAUUGUGGGAUCAGGAUAUUGCACCAUUGAAAUAUUCAUUGCGAAAGAACAGUCGCAGAUUCAGUAGAAUUUCAGAGCUGGCUUUGAAAUUACACCACCGUCAAUUUCAAGCUCGCCAAAAAUUCCAGUGGGCCAUUUUGGUGGUUAGAGCUGUGAUACGAUUGCAACGAUUGAAGUUUACACCAGAACCUUUGAGUUUGAAUACGGCUAGGACUGACCCUUAUCGUGUUAAACUUUUGAGAAAAAUUGUUGAUGGAUGUGCAUUUCGUGUUUACGGCCAUUGGGUGAAGAAGGGUGAAGGACAAAACAGAGCCGCUCUUUUCGAAAAUAUCCCAAAAACCGAAUUAAAACAUAUUUACGUUACCAAUUUAAGUCGAUAAUUCAUCGACAAUUGUUUAGUUUCAAUUUAGACCAAUUGUAUUAUUCAGGUUUUGAAACGAUGAGGUAUCGUUUUUGCUGUGGAGAACUCAUAUGUGAUAAUUUAAAAAAUGUUUGAUUUUUUGCCGUUGUUAUACGGCAGGAACCUGUAUUAUCAACAAAUAAAUUAUAGGAACCUGUA
Messenger RNA from Tribolium madens (black flour beetle), 1519 nucleotides. RefSeq names its product phosphorylase b kinase gamma catalytic chain, skeletal muscle/heart isoform (gene PhKgamma). Gene Ontology annotation, biological process: glycogen biosynthetic process; protein phosphorylation. The transcript has 9 exons. The record is from RefSeq and is a predicted model, not a curated record. Gene Ontology annotation, molecular function: phosphorylase kinase activity; ATP binding; calmodulin binding. The coding region runs from base 90 to 1340 and encodes 416 amino acids. NCBI's taxonomy places the organism in Eukaryota, Metazoa, Arthropoda, Insecta, Coleoptera, Tenebrionidae. Gene Ontology annotation, cellular component: phosphorylase kinase complex.